Plasmodium gallinaceum is the source of this 1860-nucleotide messenger RNA. RefSeq names its product conserved Plasmodium protein, unknown function. NCBI's taxonomy places the organism in Eukaryota, Apicomplexa, Aconoidasida, Haemosporida, Plasmodiidae. The transcript has a single exon. The coding region runs from base 1 to 1860 and encodes 619 amino acids. The record is from RefSeq and is a predicted model, not a curated record.
AUGGAUAAUUAUAAUUUGACUGAAGAAAAAAAUCUUCUAAUUUAUGAUAAAACAAGUAAAGUAGGAUGUAUAUAUUUUUUAGGAAUUAGUAGUAAUCUUUAUAGAGGAAAAAUAAUUCUUAAAAAAAAAACCAUAAGUGACAGAUUAGUUAGAUAUACGAAUUUAAAUGAUAAUUUGGUUUUAAUAAAAAAUGGAAAUUUUAAUUUUAAACAAACAGCUAUACUAAUUAAAGGAAUAACAAUUUUUUUGCAUAGACAGCUAGAAGUAUUAUUAACUGAUUUCUAUGCUAUGUAUAAAAAAUGUUUAUUUAAUAAUCAUAAUAUAAAUAAUGAUUUAAAUAAAAUGAUGAAAAAAAUUAAAACAAAUAAAGGUUUUAAAAUAAAAAAAAAAAUAUUAUCUCUACAGGAUGUAAAUAGAAAUAACACUGAAUUACUUAUGAACACUUCUAAUUAUUUAAAUAAAAAUAAAAACAUAGCAAAUGUAAAUGAUUUAAUGUUAAAAGAAAGUAAUGAAAUAUAUAUAAAUGAUUAUAACUUUGAAAACGAUGGAAUUCAUAAUGAAGAAAAUAUAAUUUAUCAAGAUAUUUUAGCAAACGAAUCUUCAUUUGAAUACUCUAAAAUUAAUAACUUUUAUACUGUGAAUGACGGAAUAAAUAAUUUGAAUACAAAAGAAAGUAUUGAUGAAAUAAAAAUGCAAAGUAACAUGAAGAAUACAUUUAAUUUCAAUUUAUUUGAAGAUACAAAAAACGGAGAAAAUAAAAAUUUAGAAAAAAACAAUUAUUCGACUAACAGUUUAAUUACAAACAUAAAUAUAGAUAAGAAAGGUUUUUUUUAUAAUAACAUAAAUAGUGCUAUUACAAGAAAUGAUGGUAAUAUAAAUAAUAAAAUAGAUAACAAUUCUAAAAAAGUAAAUGAUAAAAAAAAUAACAAAAAAAGAUUUUUCGUUGAUGUAGAUGAAGAAAUUAUUUUAAAAGAUAAUACAUGGAAUGAAUUAAAAAUAAAUAAAAAAAAAAAAAAAUCAGAGGAGUAUUUCAAUGAAAAUUUGGAAAACAUUAAUUAUUUCUUUAAUAUUAUAAAUAAUAAUAAAAAAAAUAUUUUGAAUAAUUUGUCAUUUUUAAAUUUUUACGAAUUAACAAAAAAUUGUACUACGUUAGAUUCUAGAAAAGAAUUAUACAACGUAUUUGAAAAUUUAAUUGAAAAUGAAAAAGGUAAUAAAUUACCAAAUAAUUUAAAGUUAAUUUAUACAAAAUCAACCAUAUCUCCUAUAAAAGGAAGAAGUAAUAAUAAUUUAAACUUUGAAGAGUUAAGAGAAAGAUUUAAUGAUGAUUAUUUCAUGAAUGUUAAUAUAGAAAAUAAUCGAGAGAAAGAUAAAAUUUCAAAAAAUUCAGUCGGUUCUUUUAUUAAUAUAACAGAUAAUAUUGAUUAUAAUUUUGAUAAGAUGAGCGAUUCUUACAACAUAAAUUCGGAUCAAAAUAAAAUAAAAGAGCAAAACAUUUAUGUAAAUAAUAAAAAUAAAAGAGAUAAUAAUGCACCUUUGCAAAAUAAUAAUUCUAACUACACGUUAAGCGAAAAUUUUAAAGACACUAUUAGCGUUCCAUCAAGUAAAUUAGUUAACAGAAGAUCCUUUACUUCAGUACAGCAUAAAUAUGAUGAAGAAUUAUUAAAAUUAAAAAAUUAUAUAUGUAAAUUAAGUAACAAAUUUCAUAAUAAUAUGGAUUUUGAGAAUAUAUUUCCUAUAAAUAAAACGACAGAUAAAAAUGCUUCGUUAAUAUUUUAUAACUUACUUGUUCUAGCAUCAAAUGAUGAAAUAGAAUUAAUUCAAAACUUUCCUAAUGAUAGAAUUAUUAUAAAAGUAUUCUAA